AUGGAUGCAACUUCACGGCUAAUAAAUAACACGAGCUCGGCUCGUGGUGUUGAGCAUUCUGCCGUAAAGACGCAAACUACUAAUUUCGUAGAUCCUUCUAAUCUUAUGCAUCAAACCGUUGAGGAGGAUCCAAACAAUCUUGAUAAAACAAUGACCAUUCUUCCAAAUGGGGAAUCGGCAAAGGUAGCCAGCCCUAACGUCAAUCCAAGCCCGUCUUCUUCUCCUCUUGAACCUAUUAUUCAAGGGGCCGUUCAGUACAAAUAUUAUCGCGUUCCUGCAAGCCUCAAGGCACUUCGGCCGAAGCGCAAGGUCGCCAUUGUUUUUGGUUAUAUUGGCGAGAAAUACUGCGGAUUGCAGUGGAAUCAUCAGCCAAACUAUCCCACAAUUGAGGAGGCGCUUUUAAAAGCGAUGUUUGAGUGCGAUUUGAUAAGUUUGGAGAACUUUUCAAGUUCGAAGGUCCAGCAACUUAUCGGGUUUGAGCGGGCGAGCCGUACGGAUAAGGGCGUACAUGCCUUGCGGAAUGUGGUUUCAGCGAAUAUUACAUUGCCCUAUAACGCCGCCUAUGCUGCAGUGUGGGAGAGGGAAAAGACAGGAACGAACCCCUUAGAAAUUAAUAAUAAAAAUAAUAAUAAUAAUGGCAAUGAUUGCGUGAUAAAUCGCAAAGAUGAGGGAAGCUCUAGUAAAGCGGCAUUGUCUCUUGGCGAUUCCUCAUCACCCUCGCAGGAGGGGGUGAAUCGCAACCUGGGAACGAAGGAAGUAAACACAACAAUCGCUCUCUCCGACGAAGUGGCCAACAACGACGAUAAUGAUGAUUUAAAAUACAGCUAUGAAGAGGCGAAACGCUUACUUAACAUGGCUCUUCCGUCUGAUAUUGUAGUUUAUGAUGUGGUUCCAGUCACCCGAAGCUUUAAUGCCUAUCUUUGCUGUGGAGGGCGGUGCUAUGAGUAUUAUUUACCAACAUUCGCUCUCAUGCCGCGUGAGCUCUUCGUUUCACGAUUUUUUCCCGCAUCUCUAGCCUCUUCUUACCCUUCUGAAAAUGACGCCGAUGUCACCUUGUGUUUUCAAAAAUACGAAUCAAGAAACCUAGAAGGGACUGAAGAGGAGGAAGGAAAUAGUGAUUCGGUUUCUUACAAACGGCGAGGACACUUUCCAAUGCGAAAGGGCAAACGAAGGCGUCUUUCCGCGCUAGACAAAGAUCAGCCAUCACCAACAGAGGAUGGAAAAUGUGAAGAACCAAACGAAGACGUGACUACAGAAGCAGGCAAAGAUAAAAAGGAUUCCGAUGAACUUCUUACACCAAACGCGGCGAUCGGCGCCGAAACCAAUAAAGAAAACAACGAGCCAGGGGAAAAGGAAGUCGACGCGGCGGAUUCUUCUGCGAUGAUGGAAUCGAUGCUGCUUUUUCGUUCGAUCCCGCCUGAUAUGAUGCGCGAAGUCGCCGCGAACUAUCGUCUUUCCCACGAGCAGCUCCAACACGUGCGGGAUCUUUUCCGGGGUUAUGAAGGGACCCAUCCUUUCCACAACUUCACCCCUGGCGGCCGCCGCGGUGACCCCUCCUGCCAUCGUUUUAUUCAACAAAUCAACGUCAGCGAGCCUUUUAUCGUCCACCCGAAGGAUAAGAUCGUGGAAUCGCUGGAGACGUGGACGCCUUCGCGCUUUUUUUCCCCAGACGAGGCGAUUGCGGAGGCCUACCGCGCGCGCUGGGCGGCCGUCAAGGACGAAAAAAACGAGCGGAGGGAGCCCAAAGAGGAAAAAGAGGACAAUUUAAAUGAAAUCCAACGUGUAGAGAGGCUCCGGCGGGAGGUCUUGGAGCAUAUCUGCUCAAACUAUGGUGAGGCCGGACUGGAGGUGGUUCGCAUCGAAAUUAUCGGGCAGAGUUUUAUGCUCAACCAAAUCCGAAAGAUGAUCGGUGCGGUGAUCGCGAUGCUCGCGGCGGGUCUUCCGGCCUCCUUUUUAGAAGAAAAACUCCUUCAAAAGCAUGCGACGCGACGCUAUGGGAUCCCGAUGGCCCCCGCGAAUGGGCUGCUUUUAUCUUCGCUGGAGUUCAACCGCUAUAAUUAUCGCCUCGAGCGAAUUCAAAAAGACGGGGGGAACGCGAAGGACAAGCGAUGUUUGGAGGUUGAAAAGGUCCCGGCGGAGGAAGUUUCCCAACAGCGCGAGCGGACGAUGGCGGUGAUGCUGCGAAAUGAAAUGGCAAACGAUAUUAUGGGAAAGUGGAUGCGCUCCCUGCGCUGUGUAUUGCGCAUAGUGUGGGGGAUCGAGAUGCCGUAA
Phytomonas sp. Hart1 is the source of this 2271-nucleotide messenger RNA. The record is from the annotation of a GenBank genome assembly. Lineage: Eukaryota; Euglenozoa; Kinetoplastea; Trypanosomatida; Trypanosomatidae.